Messenger RNA from Charadrius vociferus (killdeer), 914 nucleotides. RefSeq names its product glycoprotein A33 (transmembrane) (gene GPA33). The record is from RefSeq and is a predicted model, not a curated record. Bases 21 to 914 code for a protein of 297 amino acids. NCBI's taxonomy places the organism in Eukaryota, Metazoa, Chordata, Aves, Charadriiformes, Charadriidae. The transcript is spliced from 7 exons. Gene Ontology annotation, cellular component: plasma membrane.
UGAGGUGAAACAAAGGAGAGAUGAGGAGGAUGGCAACGAAAAGUCUUUGGCUGUUCAUUUUCAGUGCAAUUCUGGUGACUGCUCAUGCCCUCACUGUGGAAGCACCUGCCAAGGAAAUACAGGUGGCACGAGGGAACAACGUUACUCUCGGCUGUAAUUUUAAAACAGACGCUUCGAUUGACUCAGGAGAUGUUGUUGUCUGGAGGAAAAUCAAUAGUGCGGAUGAUGCUGUCACUAGGUAUUUCGAUGGACUUGUACAGUAUGGCAAGGGCUAUGAGAACCGUAUACAGUUUAGUGGUGAUGUAAACAAAGGGGACAUCAGUAUCACCAUCAAUGCAGUGACCAUGGAAGACAAUGGGACAUACGCAUGCAACGUUCGUCUACGGAAUGACCCCCCGAGACGGACUGCAACCUUGGCUCUUUUCGUCCUUGUUGCACCAUCCAAGCCAGAAUGCCAGAUUUUGGGGACAACAGAAUAUGGACAGACAAUCAAUCUGACCUGCAUUUCUCAUGAGGGCUCCCCAAAGCCCAGAUAUACCUGGCAAAGCUUCAAUGUACAAAAUGAGCCCCGUGUACUACAAACAACAGAAGGGGAACAAAUAACUCUGAAGAACAUCUCGGCAGAUACCUCUGGCUUUUACAUCUGCACUUCAACAAACAUUGUGGGAAAGGAAUUUUGCAACAUGACAGUCAGCGUUGUACCACCAUCCAUGAACAUAGCUCUUUACGCUGGCAUCAUUGGUGGAGCUGUUGCUGCAAUUGUAGUUAUUGGUAUUUUAGCCUAUUGCUGCUGCUGUCGGGCAGACAAGGAGAAGGACUAUGAGAUGACGGAGCGAGAAGACAGAAAUGAACCCUCCAACGAGAUGCCUUCAAAGAAUCAGAGAGCAGAGGAGAGGAAUGUUGAUGAUGAAUGA